AUGCUGCAUCUCAGAAGACAGCCCAAAUAUCCUUGGAAGAUCACCCCCAGGAGAAACAAACUUGACCACUAUGCUGUCAUCAAGUUCCCCCUGACCACUGAGUCAGCCAUGAAUAAGAUUGAAGACAACAACACACUUGUGUUCGUUGUGGAUGUCAAGGCCAACAAAAACCAGAUCAAACAGGGUAUAAAGAAUCUCUAUGGUAGUGACGUGGCGAAGGUCAACACCCUGAGCAGGCCUGAUGGAGAGAAAAAGGCAUAUGUUCAACUGGCUCCUGACUGUGAUGCUUUGGAUGUUGCCAACAAAAUUGUGACCAUCUAA
This is a messenger RNA of Choloepus didactylus (southern two-toed sloth), 321 nucleotides long. Its product is annotated as 60S ribosomal protein L23a-like. The coding region runs from base 1 to 321 and encodes 106 amino acids. Gene Ontology annotation, biological process: ribosomal large subunit assembly; translation. Gene Ontology annotation, cellular component: cytosolic large ribosomal subunit; ribosome. The record is from RefSeq and is a predicted model, not a curated record. The transcript has a single exon. Lineage: Eukaryota; Metazoa; Chordata; Mammalia; Pilosa; Megalonychidae. Gene Ontology annotation, molecular function: structural constituent of ribosome.